This is a messenger RNA of Sus scrofa (pig), 2932 nucleotides long. It is a transcript of the gene CDH16, whose product is annotated as cadherin 16. Gene Ontology annotation, molecular function: beta-catenin binding; cadherin binding; calcium ion binding. Gene Ontology annotation, biological process: homophilic cell-cell adhesion; cell morphogenesis; cell-cell junction assembly. The record is from RefSeq and is a predicted model, not a curated record. Lineage: Eukaryota; Metazoa; Chordata; Mammalia; Artiodactyla; Suidae. Gene Ontology annotation, cellular component: catenin complex; adherens junction; plasma membrane.
AGCUUUUCAAAGUCAAUGAGUAACUUGGGGGGCUGGGCAGGGCCAGGCUUGCUGCUGUGGGCCCAGAGGUGUUUUCCACUCCUGAGCAAGUGUGGCUGGCCCGCCUACCUGCUCAAGUGUCCGCCCUGCCCUGUUCUACCCGGUCCGGCCUGGCCAGCACGCCCUGUAGAAAGAAUCCUCUCACCUGGCGGCUGGACCAAGGAAGCCCGCCUCGGGCACCAGCGGGCUUUUCCUGGGGCCCAGCCUGCAGAGCUGUAUGUGGAAGUUCCAGAAAACUACGGUGGAAAUUUCCCCUUGUACUUGACCAAGCUGGCUCUGCCCCGUGAGGAGGCUGGGGGCCAAAUUGUGCUGUCAGGCAACUCAGGCAUGGCAGCUGCAGGCCCCUUUGCUGUGGAUCAAGAGUCUGGCUUCCUGAUGGUGACCAUGGCCCUUGACCGAGAGGAACAGGCGGAGUACCAGCUACAGGUCACCCUUGAGACAGAGGAUGGACGUGUCUUGUGGGGCCCGCAGCCUGUGCUUGUGCAUGUGAAGGAUGAGAACGACCAGGUGCCCCAUUUCUCCCAGGCCAUCUACACAGCGCAGCUGAGCCGGGGCACCAGGCCUGGUACCCCCUUCUUCUUCCUUGAGGCUUCGGAUGGGGAUGAGCCAGGCACCGCCAACUCGGAUCUUCGAUUCCAUAUCCUGAACCAGGCCCCAGCCCAGCCUUCCCCAGACAUGUUCCAGCUGGAGCCUCAGCUGGGGGCUCUGGCCCUGAGCCCUAAGGGGAGCAUCAGCCUAGACCAGGCUCUGGAGGGGCCCUACCAGCUAUUGGUACAGGUCAAGGACAUGGGUGACCAGGUCUCGGGCCACCAGGCCACAGCCACCAUAGAUGUCUCCAUCGUCGAGAACACUUGGGUGCCCCUAGAUCCCAUCCACCUGGCUGAGAAUUGCCAGGUUCCGUACCCGCACCACAUUGCGCAGGUACACUGGAGUGGGGGGAAUGUACGCUACCACCUGGAGAGCCAGCCCCCUGGACCUUUUGAAGUAGACACAGAGGGGAAACUCUAUGUGACCAGGGAGCUGGAUCGAGAAGCCCAGGCUGAGUACCUGCUCCAGGUGUGGGCUCAGAAUACCCGUGGUGAGGACUACGCAGACCCUCUGGAGCUGCACGUGGUGGUGAUAGAUGAAAAUGACAACGCACCUGUCUGUCCCCCGCGUGGCCCCCCGGUCAACAUCCCGGAACUCAGCCCCCCAGGCACCAUGGUGGCUAGACUUUCGGUGGAGGAUGUCGAUGCCCCUGGUUCCCCCAAUUCCCAUGUGGUGUAUCGGCUGCUGAGCCCUGAGCCUGAGGAGGGGGCAGAGAGAAGCGCCUUCAAGCUGGACUCCACCUCGGGCAGUGUGACCCUGGGGGCUGCCCCCCUUCAAGCUGGCCAGAACAUCCUGCUUCAGGUGCUGGCCAUUGACCUAGGAGGAACAGAGGGUGGCCUCAGCAGCACCUGUGAGAUUGCAGUUACGAUCACGGACAUCAAUGACCAUGCCCCUGAGUUCACCGCGUCCCAGAUUGCACCCAUAAGCAUCCCUGAGGACACAGAGCCCGGGACCCUGGUGACCACCCUCAUGGCCACUGAUGCUGACCUUGAACCUACCUUCCGCCUCAUGGACUUUGCCAUUGAGGAGGGGAAUAUAGAGGGAACCUUUGGCCUGGAUUGGGAACCAGAUUCAGGUCAUGUCCAACUGCGACUCCUCAAGAACCUCAGCUAUGAGGCAGCUCCAAGUCACAAGCUGGUGGUAGUGGUGCGAAGUCUGGCAGAGCUAGUGGGACCAGGCCCAGGCCCUGGAGCCACAGCCACUGUGACCGUGUUGGUGGAAAGGGUGCUGCCACCUCUUAAGUUGGACCAGGAGAACUAUGAGGUCAGUGUGCCAGUCAGUGCGCCAGCUGGCUCCCUCCUGCUGACCAUCCAGCCCGCCGCUGACCCCAUGAGCAGCCCCCUCAGGUUCUCCCUGGUCAAUGACUCGGAGGGUUGGCUCGACAUCAAGGAGGCCUCCGGGGAAGUGCACACAGCCCGGCCCCUGCAGGGCGCCCAGCCUGGGGACAUGUACACGGUGCUCGUGGCGGCCCAGGUUGCAGAUGAGCCAACACUGAGCACCUCUGCGACCCUCAUGAUCCACUUCCUGAAGGCCCCUUCUGCCCCAACCCCGACUCUGGCCCCUCUGGCUCCUGUGCCCACCCGACACCUCUGCACACCCCGCCAGGACCAUGGCGUGGUUGUCAGCGGACUCAGAGAGGACCCUGACCUGGCCGGUGGGCAUGGUCCCUACAGCUUUGCCCUUGGUCCCAACCCCACGGUGCAGCGGGACUGGCGCCUCCGGGCUCUCAAUGGGUCCCAUGCCUACCUCACCCUGGGCCUGCACUGGGUGGAGCCACGUGAACACGUAGUCCCAGUAGUUGUCAGCCACGAUGCCCAGAUGUGGCAGAUCCUGGUUCGAGUGAUCGUGUGUCGCUGCAAUGUGGAGGGACAGUGCAUGCGCAAGGUGGGCCGCAUGAAGGGCAUGCCCACGAAGCUGUCAGCGGUGGGCAUCCUCGUGGGCACCCUGAUCGCCAUAGGCAUCUUCCUCAUCCUCAUCUUCACCCACCUGACCCUGGCGAGGAAGAAGGACCUAGAUCAGCCGGCAGACAGUGUGCCCUUGAAGGCGGCGGUUUGAACGGUCCAGGUGGCCUCUGUUGGGAGCUUGGCCUCUGGAUCCACCUGCAUCCACUGGGAGAGGGACCCGAACUCCAGAUCCACGAGGGCCAGGAGAGGGUGGAAACUGCUUCACCUGCCCCAGGGCGGAGGCAUGUCUGCGGAGCCUGCACACUGACUUAAUGGGCUGCCCUUGGAAGUGCUUCAGAUGGCUCAUAUGUGUUCAAUAAUAAAGCCUCAGAGAACUGGGCACGGGCCCUAAGGGACUGCGA